CCCCGCCCGCGCAGCACCUCCGGGGGUUUGGCCGCCCGGACUUAUCUCGGUUUCUUCCCGGCAUGCCCCGCUCGCAGGCGGCCGCCAGUCCCGCGCCCGGACUUUGCCAUCGCCGGGGGCCCGGCCGCGGGAGCGCCCCCUCCUGCGUCCCGGAGCCGCAGCCUCAGAAAGAACAAGAGAGGUGAUUAUCCAGCUCAGCUUGAGUGGAUGGCUUUCUGCUUCCCAACUAUAUAAACAUGGACAAAUUAUGUCACCUCUCUGGACCUCAGUCUUCUCAACUGUAGAAUGGGGAGACUGCUACCUACCUUAUAGGACCCUUAGAGAAGUUAACGCAUGCCAGAUGUCUUGAACAGAGUCGCCCUCAGUGAAUACAGUCCUGCCCUUCUUCUUCGCUUCAGCCCAUGCGGGGGAUUGACCGGGACUGAGGGACCCUCCUGGAAGCAUGGAGACUGUGGUGAUUGUGGCCAUAGGCGUGCUGGCCACCAUCUUUCUGGCCUCAUUUGCAGCCUUGGUAGUGGUUUGCAGGCAGCGCUACUGCCGGCCCCGGGACCUCCUGCAGCGCUAUGAUUCCAAGCCCAUCGUGGACCUCAUCAGCGCCAUGGAGACCCAGUCUGAGCCCUCUGAGCUCGAGCUGGGUGACGUUGUCAUCACCAACCCCCACAUCGAGGCCAUUCUGGAGAAUGAAGACUGGAUUGAAGAUGCCUCGGGUCUCAUGUCCCACUGCAUUGCCAUCUUGAAGAUUUGUCACACUCUGACGGAAAAACUAGUUGCCAUGACAAUGGGGUCCGGGGCCAAGAUGAAGAAUUCAGCCAGUGUCAGUGACAUCAUCGUGGUGGCCAAGCGGAUCAGCCCCAGAGUGGACGAUGUGGUGAAAUCGAUGUACCCUCCGUUGGACCCGAAGCUUCUGGAUGCCCGGACAACUGCCCUGCUCCUGUCGGUCAGUCAUCUCGUGCUGGUGACCAGGAAUGCCUGCCACCUGACUGGGGGCCUGGAUUGGAUCGACCAGUCACUGUCAGCCGCCGAGGAGCACCUGGAAGUCCUUCGAGAAGCAGCCUUGGCUUCCGAGCCAGAUAAAGGCCUCCCGGGCCCCGAAGGCUUCCUGCAGGAGCAGUCAGCUAUUUAGUGCCUACCGGCCAGGAGCUGAUCCCAAAGGGCAGCCCACUGCCGGCUGGGUGGCUCAGCCAAGCCUUCCAUUUUCUCCCAUAGAGUUAGUUGUUCACCACUGGCAGGGGGAGUCCAGCUGUGUGCCUAGUAAAGCAGGAGGGCCCUUCUGUGGAUGCCUCCCAUGUAGUUCCAGAUGGUGGCUGGUGACGGGCAGUCUAAACCCACAGUUAGGGGAGGUGACAGCCACUGUCUAUACAGCAGAGCUUCGGAACCUGGAGGACCGGCAGCUUUGUUUAGCUCACCUCGUGCUUUCAAGAAAAUCGAGCCACUGCUAAGAAUCAGGAGAUUUCACAUCAGAAUCAGAAGGUCUGGCUUCUCUUGAACAAUCAGAAGGUGAGGCAACUCUGAUCCGUGUUUUCCAAAGAGGACAAUCAGUUGGAACUAAGUAGGAGCUGCCUCUCUUGACAAUGCUUAUACUCUCUCACCUGGCCUAUUCCAUUUGUUUGUAUUAUUUGCCUGGUGUCUGAGGCAUCUGAGUCCCUCUUUCCUUUACAAGUUUGUGUUUGAAGGUGAGCAAUGUAGAGUUGAUCAUUCCUUUUUUUAAAAAAAAUCAUUAUGCCUGCAAUUUUACCUAGCCACCACUAGGUGGAGAGUAAACGUGUACUUAGCUU
This is a messenger RNA of Sus scrofa (pig), 1775 nucleotides long. RefSeq names its product transmembrane protein 98 (gene TMEM98). The record is from RefSeq and is a predicted model, not a curated record. Lineage: Eukaryota; Metazoa; Chordata; Mammalia; Artiodactyla; Suidae. Gene Ontology annotation, cellular component: endoplasmic reticulum.